UCAUGGGUUUCUCCACAAAGGAAGUUUUCCGCUGGUUGAAUGAGAGCCUUUCCCCGCCCUCCUCUCCUCGGGGCGUAUAAAGGCAGCUGUUUGCACAGCCUGCCAGCAGAAGCUCCCUCAGCGAGGACAACAGGGGACCAGCCAAGAGAGAGAGAAGCAACUCCAGACCCCCUGGAAGUAAUCUCUCAGACGACACAGCUCCCAGAGAAGCAGCCAGGCGAUUCUCUUCCUCUGAUACCAUUUCCCAGCUAGACGUGAGCCCCUCUGAAAAGAACACCAUGAGCACUGAAAGCAUGAUCCGGGACGUGGAGCUGGCUGAGAAGGUGCUCCCCAAGAAGGCAGGGGGUCACCAGGGCUCCAGACGGUGCUUGUGCCUCAGCCUCUUCUCCUUCUUCCUCGUGGCAGGAGCCACUACACUCUUCUGUCUGUUGCACUUCGGUGUGAUUGGCCCCCAGAGGGAAGAGCAGUUCCUAAUUGGCCCCUCACUGGCCCGGACCCUUGGAUUAUCUUCUCGAACCCCAAGUGACAAGCCUGUUGCCCAUGUUGUAGCAAAUCAGCAAACUGUGGGGCAGCUGCAGUGGAAGAAUCAGGUUGCCAAUGCUCUCCUGGCCAAUGGUGUGCAACUGAGAAACAACCAGCUGGUUGUGCCAUUGGAUGGGCUGUACCUCAUCUACUCCCAGGUCCUCUUCAAGGGCCAAGGCUGCCCUCCCACCCAUUUGCUCCUCACCCACACCAUCAGCCGCUAUUCCGCCUCCUACGCCCGAAAGGUCAACCUCCUCUCCGCCAUCAAGAGCCCUUGCCAAAGGGAGACCCCAGAAGGGACUGACGCCAAGCCCUGGUAUGAACCCAUCUACCUGGGAGGGGUCUUCCAGCUGGAGAAAGAUGAUCAACUCAGCGCCGAGGUCAACCUGCCUGACUAUCUCGAUUUUGCCGAAUUUGGGCAGGUCUACUUUGGGCUCAUUGCCCUGUGAGGGAGCAGGCUGUCCAUCCCAGUCCACCUUAAUCCCUUUAUCAACCUCUCCUUCAGACCUCUUCAUCCCUUCUGGUUUAAAAAGGGAAUUAGCGGCUCAAGGCCGGUCCUGAGCUUAGAACUUCAAACACUUAGAAACCUAGGAUGCACGAAUGCGCUGCCUGGACAGCGGGGCACUGGCCACCACCAAGCGCUCAAACUAGGGCUUCCAGAAUGCACUGGGGGCCUCAGGUUUGGGUCUCUGAAUGCAACCUAGGUCACCUGGAAUGUGGAGGCCAGAACACUUCGGAACAUCCCUUGAGAUCUUACCUACAAAUUGAUAUAAGUGGACCUCAGGCCUCCAUGGCUUCAAAUGUUUCCAGACGCUUCCCUGAGAUGGAGAGCCCAGCCCCUCCCCCAUGGGGCCAGCUCCCUCUAUUUAUGUUUGCACUUGUGAUUAUUUAUUUAUUAUUUAUUAUUUAUUUAUUUACUGAUGAAAGUUAUUUAUUCAGGAUGUUGGGUGUCCUGGGAGACCCAACACAGGGGCCGCCUUGGCUCAGACAUAUUUUCUGUGAAAAUGGAGCUGAACUUUAGGCUAUCACCACCUAGCCUCUCGGCCUCUGUGCCUCCUUUUGC
Molecule: messenger RNA, 1585 nt
Organism: Phyllostomus discolor (pale spear-nosed bat)
Lineage: Eukaryota; Metazoa; Chordata; Mammalia; Chiroptera; Phyllostomidae
Gene: TNF
Product: tumor necrosis factor
Exons: 4
Coding region: 279-971 (230 amino acids)
Biological process (GO): positive regulation of transcription by RNA polymerase II; immune response; extrinsic apoptotic signaling pathway via death domain receptors
Cellular component (GO): membrane; cell surface
Molecular function (GO): CD40 receptor binding; cytokine activity; tumor necrosis factor receptor binding
Source: RefSeq, a predicted model, not a curated record